This is a messenger RNA of Parnassius apollo (apollo), 1305 nucleotides long. Lineage: Eukaryota; Metazoa; Arthropoda; Insecta; Lepidoptera; Papilionidae. The record is from the annotation of a GenBank genome assembly.
AUGUGUGUGAUGUCUCAUUGUCUAAUUCAUUUUAUUUUACAGAGAUCCAGACGUAAUCUCCCAUCAUACGCACCGCCAAAUACUAGCAUUGAUGAUUCAUUUGAUAUAAUUGAUAAUGAGAAACAUAGGGAUGAAACAUAUCUACAGUCUACGGACGACGAUACUGCAAAUAGUUCAAAUUUAAAUAACGACUUGACGGAUACUCUGAUGGAUGAUAUAACGAAUGAUGCUGAUGACUCGGAUUCGAACUAUAACGAAACAUGCUUGCCAGAUCAAAGACCAAUGACUGACAUCGAGACACCGCGGAAUACUUUGUUGUCAGAUUCAGUUGCAACUUCUAGUCCUCCUCUGCUAGAUGCUGACAGCAACGUUAUUAUCGAAGCGAACGCAAACAUUCUGGCUGAUAACAGUAAUAAUUCAGUUAUCCAAAAUUCUGAUUAUUUAAAUGUGUUGGAACAACCUCAGAACCCAAUGCAUAGUGAAAGUGGUCAAUCGUGUCUUACUAUAACUAACCAGUCCUUAUCAAACGUAUUGGAACAAUCUCCGUACCAAAUGCAUGUAAAACUAAGUAAUCCUAAUGAAUGUAAUCUCACAAAAAAUCACACAAUAACAAGCCAAUCAUUAUCACAAGACCAUACCACUGAGAUACAAGAUUCAGUACCUACUACGUCAAGUGGCGCUUCCAAUGAUGGCAUUCCUAAUUUUUCUAAUGACAAUAGCUCUGAGUUUGACGACUCUGACAAAGAUCCAACGUACAUUUCUGCAUUCGAGAAACCCUCCAGUAUCACAAGUUAUACUGAAGAAACGGAAGAAGUAUUGAAUAAGACACAUCAAAAUCAGCAAUUGUGUCUUAGACGUCGUAGCUUAGAGGAACCCCAGGAUUUGACAAGUUGCCAAAAGACGAAAGAGUUGAAAAGAACCAGAGCCAGGGAUUAUUGUUUUUUUUGUGAGGUCGAUGUGCUAAAUUUUGCGAGACAUCUAUUGCGGAAUCAUUGUACGGAACCCGAAGUACAAAAUAUUAUCUCUCAUCCUACGAAAAGUUGCGUACGCAAAAACCUAAUAACCAACUUACGCAAAAGAGGAAACUAUAUUCGGAAUGUUAUAAAAUGUGUUAAACCUAUGAAAAAGAGUAAUGUUUAUCCACACAUCGAUUACUUACCAUGUGAAAAAUGUUUAGGCUUCUACUCUAGGAAACAAUUGUGGAAACAUAAGAAGACAUGUCAACCGUUAUCCGAUACCGCCAACACUCAAGUUCAGUCUCAAAAUUUUAUGUUACGCAACCUAAAUAUUGACAAAAAAACUUAA